This is a messenger RNA of Hyaena hyaena (striped hyena), 2683 nucleotides long. It is a transcript of the gene ADAM28, whose product is annotated as ADAM metallopeptidase domain 28. The transcript is spliced from 24 exons. Gene Ontology annotation, molecular function: metalloendopeptidase activity. Bases 97 to 2496 code for a protein of 799 amino acids. The record is from RefSeq and is a predicted model, not a curated record. Gene Ontology annotation, cellular component: plasma membrane. Gene Ontology annotation, biological process: proteolysis. Lineage: Eukaryota; Metazoa; Chordata; Mammalia; Carnivora; Hyaenidae.
UGAACCCGGGAGUCUCAGUCUGUCUCACCUGAGACCAGACAGACCAGGCACUUUUGAGCGAGAAGGGCAGGCACUGUGCCCCUGGGAUCACCCAACAUGCUCCAGGGGCUUCUUCUGAUGGCCACUCUCCUCCUUUCACCAGUUCCAGUAAAUGCUAUAAAAGAACUCUCUGGAGUAAAGAAUUAUGAAGUGGUUUAUCCCAGAAGACUUCAUUCACUACAUAAAAGAGAGGUCAAGGAGACAGCACAAGAGGAAAAAUUUGAAACCGAAUUGAAGUAUGAAAUGACAGUCAAUGGGAAAAUUGCAGUGCUUUACCUGAAAAAAAGCAAGGGUCUCCUUGCACCAGGUUACACAGAAACACAUUAUAAUUCCACUGGAGGGGAGGUCACCACGAGCCCACAGAUCAUGGAUGACUGUUAUUACCAAGGAUAUGUCAUUAAUGAAAAAGUUUCUGAUGCUAGCAUUAGCACGUGUAGGGGUCUAAGGGGCUACUUCAGUCAGGGAGAUCAAAAGUACUUCAUUGAGCCUUUAAGCCCCACAAAUCAGGAUGCACAGGAACAUGCGCUCUUCAAGUAUGACCCCGAGGAAAAGAAGGCUAACAGCACCUGCGGGAUGGAUGACAUAUUAUGGGCACAUGGAUCUCGGCAGAAUGAGGUUCCACCUGCCACCAGUCUGGUGAAAUCAGAGGACCGGAAGGGUCGGGAACAUAAGAAAUACAUAGAGUAUUAUUUGGUCCUGGAUAAUGGUGAGUUUAAAAAGUACAAUCAAGAUCCAGAGGAAAUAAGAAAGAGGGUGUUUGAAAUGGCCAAUUAUGUCAACAUGCUUUAUAAAAAGCUGAAUACUCAUGUGGCCCUAGUUGGUAUAGAAAUCUGGAAUGACGAAGAUAAAAUAAAGAUAACCCCAAAUGCAAGCUUCACCUUGGAAAAUUUUUCUAAAUGGAGGGGAAGUAUCCUUCCAAGAAGAAAGCAUCAUGAUAUCGCUCAGUUAAUCACAGCAACAAAACUUUCUGGCACAACUGUGGGCCUUGCCUUCAUGUCUACAAUGUGCUCUCCUUAUCAUUCUGUGGGCAUUGUUCAGGACCACAGUGACAAUGUGCUUAGAGUAGCAGGAACAAUGGCCCAUGAAAUGGGCCAUAACUUUGGAAUGUUUCAUGACUCCUAUGUUUGCAAGUGCCCUUCUACAAUAUGUGUGAUGGACAGAGCACUAAGCUUCUAUAUUCCUACAGACUUCAGUUCCUGUAGCCGCGUCAGCUAUGAUAAGUUCUUUGAAGAUAAAUUAUCAAAUUGCCUCUUCAAUGUUCCAUUGCCUACAGAUAUCGUAUCUACCCCAAUCUGUGGGAACCAGUUGGUAGAAAUGGGAGAGGACUGUGAUUGUGGGACUCCCGAGGAAUGUACCAACAUUUGCUGUGAUGCUAAAACUUGUAAAAUCAAAGCAAGUUUUCAGUGUGCAUUAGGAGAAUGCUGUGAAAAGUGCCAGUUUAAAAAGCCUGGUGCAGUGUGCAGACCAGCAAAAGAUGAGUGUGACCUGCCGGAAAUGUGUGACGGUAAAUCUGGUAUUUGCCCUGAUGAUAGAUUCCGAGUCAAUGGCUUCCCUUGUCAGAAUGGGAAGGGCUACUGUUUGAUGGGGGUGUGCCCCACGCUUCAGGAGCAGUGUGCCGACCUGUGGGGACCAGGGACCAACGUUGCAGAUAAAUCGUGUUACAGCAAGAAUGAAGGUGGGUCAAGGUAUGGGUACUGUCGCAAAGUGGACGACACACACAUUCCCUGCAAAGCAGCUGAUGCCAUGUGUGGGAAGUUGUUCUGUCAAGGUGGGUCAGAUAAUGUGCUCUGGAGAGGACAUAUAAUAACAUUCCUGACAUGUAAAACAUUUGAUCCAGAAGACAGCAGUCAAGAAAUAGGCAUGGUAGCUAAUGGAACUAAGUGUGGAAACAGGAAAGUCUGCAUUAAUGCAGAAUGCGUGGAUAUCGAAAGAGCCUACAAAUCAACUAAUUGCUCCUCCAAGUGCAAAGGACAUGCUGUGUGUGACCACGAACUCCAGUGUCAGUGCAAAGAAGGAUGGGCCCCCCCUGACUGUGAUGACUCCACAGUGGUCUUCCACUUCUCCAUUGUGGUCGGAGUGCUGUUCCCCGUGGCUGUCAUAUUUGUGGUGGUUACUAUAGUAAUCUGGCACCAAAGCACCAGACGAAAGCAGAAGAAAGUCCAGAGGCCACCAUCUACCACUGGCACCAAGCCACGCAAACAGAAGAGGAACCCACAGAUGGUGAAGGCUGUAAAACCCCAAGAGAUGACUCAGAUGAAGCUCGAUACACCUGAUCUGCCACUAGAGGGCAAUGAGCCUCCAGCUUCUUUUCUAAUUACAAAGCCAGAUUUUCCACCGCCACCGAUACCUACAACUGUGACAUCUUCCUCUUUCCUUCAUGCCACAAAAGUGCUUCCCUCUACUGUUUUUAAGGAUAAAACAAUGUCAACACCUAAGGGUUCCAAUCCAAAAGUCUGAAGCAGCAACUAAGCAGGAUUGGUGGGUAAUGAUUAGCUUGGAAGACUGGAAAAUCUGGAUGGAAGAGAAGUGUACUUACUUCUUACUAAAUAUUCUUACCUAUUAUUUGCUCUUGAUACCCAAGGGUGUUAACAUUUCUUGACUCGUGUUAUACUUUGAGAUUAAACAAAAAUUUUCAAGAGAGACA